AUGACAACGGCUGAAAAUGUGCCCAAGCUGUCUCAGCCUGGGAUCCUGAGCCGACUAAAUCCAUCAACAUGGUGGUCCAAGUUGGAGCUGGACUCCCGGACUAUGCUCAUGAUGUUGAAAGGCGCCUUGGCACCAACUAUCACCAUCGCCAUUUACCAAAGUGAUGCGAUAUCCAACAUCACCACGACAAUUGGCUACCUCUCCGCCUUGAUAUCAGUUCUGUCGCAGGCGCUCAUGCCUCGUGCCAAAUUCAUCAAAAUCAUGUUCUUCGACUUGAUAUCAUUAUAG
Penicillium arizonense is the source of this 288-nucleotide messenger RNA. RefSeq lists its product as uncharacterized. The record is from RefSeq and is a predicted model, not a curated record. Bases 1 to 288 code for a protein of 95 amino acids. The transcript is spliced from 4 exons. Lineage: Eukaryota; Fungi; Ascomycota; Eurotiomycetes; Eurotiales; Aspergillaceae.